This is a messenger RNA of Symbiodinium sp. CCMP2592, 1728 nucleotides long. The record is from the annotation of a GenBank genome assembly. Lineage: Eukaryota; Dinophyceae; Suessiales; Symbiodiniaceae.
AUGUCGGGCCAGGGAGACCAGCUGGACAAAAUGUCUGCUUUGCUGGCAGAAGUGGCUGCUCAGCUAGAACAAGUGAAGCUGCAAGGAUCACGGCGUGAAGAGCAGCAUCAAGACCUCACUGAUCGCAUGACUCAGUUGGAAGCACGCAUGGAUGCCCCACAGUCCUCGGCUGCCGUGCUCAUUCCGACUCAGCUGCAGCCACAGUCCUUCACAGUGCCGUUAGCACAGGGGGUAGACCUCAACGCCCCGGCCACGGUUGGGCAGUGCAUGGAGCUGGUGCAGAUGGCGAUGCAGCAGAAGGUCGCCCCUGCUCUGGGAGCCGUCUACUCCUCCCUGUCUACCUCACAGGUGAGGACAAACGAGCGAGUGAGCAACCUUGAGCAGCAGGUCCGGGCCCUUCGCAUCCGCACAGCCUGGGCCGAGAAGGACAUGCUCUUUGCUCAGAUCGAGCAGGCCAAACGUACCAUAGUAUGCCGCAACUUCCCCACGUGGCAGACGGAGGCGGACCGUCGCCUCACAGUGGAAAAGGCCCUUGCGAAAGCUGGGCUGUGGAACAUUGAUGGCAUGUGGGACUUGACCACGACACGCCUGGACACCGGCACGCCGGGCAAGCCGGAGCUCUCCGCCACGUCCAUCGUCACAGUCCCCUCCCUCACAAUCCGGAAGCGGAUCCUGGAGGUAGCGGACAGGGUGUACCCUUGGUACUUCCACCAGGAGAAGCCCGGGACCACGGAGGAGCCCAAGGAGCCCGACGAGGCGAAGGAUAGUUCCGAAGGGACGGCGGAGAAGACCAAGGCAGAAUCCUCACAGGCAGCCGGGUCUAAGGAGGAAGCCAAGACCAGGCUUGCUUCGCCGCUCCAGGGACUCAUGAACGCCUACAGGGCGGCCUUCAGCAAGUUCGCCAAGGAGCCAUUGGUGCCGAGGUGGAAGACCUUGGCCCUGGUCGACUCCAAAGAGGCUUGGCUGGGCCGCAUCGUGUACCGUCGCGGGGUCCCCUCACAGACGACCUCCACAGGAACCCUCACAGACUGGGAGUGCGAGAUCCACAUUCCGGAGGAGCACGCCAACAAGCUCUUGGAGACCUGGCGCAGCAUCUGGUACGACCAAUUGCGACAGCAGGUCAACCAGACGACUGUCGAGCAGGAAGCUUUCGACAGUGCAGCCCGCCUCACAGCACACAACUACGCAGAGGCCAAGAGACUCAGCAGGUUCCUGACCAAGGCCAUCCCAGAGUACAACGAGGGCGAGGACGAAGGAUUGGAUCACUGGAUCGCCAGGUUCCGGUAUGAGUUCCCAUGGCCGGUGAAGUUUGUGCAAGUUCCAUCGGAUGCCGAAGAGAGGACACACUUCACAGGACUCAGGUCCACAGAAGAACUCAUGGAACAGAUGGCGGCUCAGGAACAGGAGGCUGCCUUCACAGUGGACUCGGAGAGCGGAGGUGUGGGGGCGAUGAUCGACGUGGCCUCCCAAGUGAAGCGCACUCACAGUGAUGCCGCCUCCGCUGUCAGUGGCAUCAGUGCGGCCAGCAAUCCGAGCUCUGGGCUUCCUCCUCCACAGCCCACCAAGGCCAGGCCGAGCUACUACCCGUUCGGCUCACAGGCGGAGCUCGAGGGCGCGGUAGAGGAAGCCAAGAUCACCCACAUCAACAACGGUGGGGUCCCCACGGACUACUCACAGGAGGCCUGGGAGGCAUGGUGCAUCAAGCGCCGUGCUGCUGGCUCGCAGUGA